UAAAUGAGUUACCCUACAUCCAUAAGCACACUGUUGGGACGUAGGAGCUUGGAAACGCGUCAGCUAUAGCGAAGUAGUAAAAGCACGGGGUCGAUUCUGUAUUGUGGAUUUCUCUCAAAUAAUUCGGAAGUAAACUGGAUCACUAUUGUGCUAAUCGGUUUAUAUUCCUUUCGUGUUGGAUAUCUGAACUUUGUAGUUAGUUUUCACUUCUACUACUUUGAAUGGACUAAGUUAUUCGAGAGGGAAAUAGCAUCGUGAGAGGCGCGAAGAGGACAGUUCUAAGUUCGCAUAGUGUUCUUUUUUUAGUGAUUAAAUGGCGUCCUUAAUUUCACAAGAUAUAUGGAAAACGUGGGAAACACAUGGCCACACUGAAUUUGUGAAACUGCUUGCGGGCUGGAUUGGUUCGAACUGUAGCAGUCUUCCUUCCAUUGAUAGCAAAGAGCUGUCUCGUGCCAUAUAUGAGUUCUUUUGGCAAGCCAUCAGAGGUGGAAUAAAGAAAGAUUUAGUUUUAUCAGCCAUUGGAGACAUUUUGGUUUUGCAUGGUGAUCUAGCAUCAGUGACACUAGAUGUUCUGAAUGUCAUUGAUCAUGAAACAUUGGUAAAUGAGAACAAUGAUGAAAGACAGAGAUUAUGCAGCAUGUUGAAGGAGCUGGAAAAUUGGCUUAGUGAUGCACUGAUUAAAGAACGUUUAGAAAUAGAUACCUUACAGGAUUGCAGUUUAUUGAAAACGAAAAAGAUAUUUUAUACUCGUUUCAUCAAGGUGAAGACAAAAUUGUUUUACAAACAACAGAAAUUUAAUCUUCUGCGGGAGGAGAGUGAGGGAUAUGCCAAACUCAUAACAGAACUAAAUCAAGAGAUUGAUGAUUCUAUCACUCCACUCUACAUUUUACAAGUUAUACAGUCUUUAAUUGGUUGCUUCAACUUGGAUCCAAAUCGAGUCUUGGACGUGAUAAUGGAAUCGUUUGAAUGCCGGCCACAGCUUCAUAGUCGUCUUUUUGUUCCGCUGAUUCGAUCGUACAUGUCCGAUUCCCUGACUUUAUGCGAAGUUUUAGGAUUCAAAUUUACAUCGUACGACCCGUCUUCUACCCCCCGCUCUUUGUUCGUCAUUACCGCGCUUUUACUGCAGCACGGUGUCAUACGCCUAGAUGAUAUUUAUCGCUGGCUUACACCCAAGGACAGCGAAAUCGAAGAGUCUGCUGCUAAAGAACUAGCAGACGCUAAAGAGUACUCUCGCCGAAUGAACAUCAUCAGUGUCCCGAAAGAAGAUGAAAAAAUAGAAGAAUUGGUUGAAGAAAGGGCACCGUACAACCAGAAGUUUGGAUUGUGUGAAGCUCUUCUUUCUGUUGGAGCCUGGGAACAAGCUUCAACUCUUCUUAAACGUCAUCCUGAAUUCUUCGUUACAUCUUAUCGCCCAAUAUCAAGCAGUAUCUGCAAGCUCGUCGAUUACGUCAUUGAGCCAGUGUAUCGUAAACGAUGUUGCAUUUCUCCAAAGCUUCCAGGAAAACCCGUUUUGGCGGUCGGUGCAUGGAAUUUUCCCAAGGCAGCCAAGGAAAUGAGGGAGUUGAGAGAUGCUGCUUUUCCUAUGCUGCUCUCCCUGGGGCCGCAUUUGUAUAAUGAUCCUGUUCUUCUACACAAAUUGAUCCGCUUGUGCAAUACUGCAUUGGAUGACUGUGGCUUGAAUAGUUCGAAGAAAGUUCAACACGAUAUGGAUUCAUUGUACUUCGACGUACUUACACUAUUUGACGUUGUAAUAUUGCCGUCGCUAGCCCUUAUGGAAUCGAAUUGUUGUGUCGCGGAAGAAAUCUGGAAUGUCUUGAAAAAGCUGCCUUACGAGCACCGUUAUCGCCUGUAUGGUCUAUGGAAGAAUGACACAUUUCAGAGCCAUGCAUUGCUUAUCCGCCGGAAAGUAGACUGCGUCAAGCGCAUUAAGUACAUCAUGAAGCGUGUGAGCAAGGAUAACGUUAAACCUACCGGACGGGUGCUUGGCAAGCUGAGUCAUAGCUGCCCUGGCUUUCUUUUUGAUUAUAUUCUGUCCCAAAUCCAAAUUUACGACAACCUGAUCGGGCCCGUUGUAGAUUCACUCAAGUACCUGACAAAUCUUUCGUAUGAUGUUCUCGGGUACUGUGUUCUGGAGGCUCUUUCGAAUCCUGACAAGGAACGCACCAAUCAUGAUGGUACUACCAUUUCAAUGUGGUUGACUGCACUAUCAGCUUUCUGUGGUGCCAUUUACAAAAAGUAUAACAUGGACCUCACUGGACUACUUCAAUAUGUUGCUAAUCAGCUGAAGGCGCAGAAAAGCUUGGAUCUUCUCAUUCUUCAGGAAAUGGUGCAUAAAAUGGGAGGCAUUGAAGCAUCCGAGGAAAUGACCAAAGAACAUAUGGAAGCAAUGCAAGGUGGUGAGCUGUUAAGAGCAGAAGCAGCUCAUUUUGGUCAAGUACGGGUUACAAAGAAGGCCGCUCAGCGUUUAAAGGAAACUUUGCUAGAACAUAAUCUGGCGAUACCCCUUUGCCUUCUCAUCGCCCAACAGCGCAACUGUGUCGUUUACCGAGAAACACAGAAUAACCAUCUAAAGCUGGUUGGUAAACUAUACGACCAAUGCCAAGAUACUUUAGUCCAGCUUGGGACAUUCUUGGCUCUGAACAUGAGUGUCGACGACUAUGUUAGACGCCUGCCGCAGUUAGGAUCUUUAUUAUCUGAUUAUCACAUUCAUGCUGACGUCGCAUUUUUUUUGGCACGCCCGAUGUUUGCACAUUCAAUCAAUUCCAAGUACGACGAGUUGAGGCGGGCUGAGAAGAACUCUAAAAAUCUCCUUCCAGCUCAAAAGACGCAAAAGUACUUAGAGGCUGUGCGACUGGUCAUGACUCCUAUUUGCGAAUCGGUCCGCCCAUUGUGCGCUCCUAGGGUGUGGGAAGAUCUCUCUCCUCAAUUCUUUGCUACAUUUUGGUCGUUGACGGUCUACGACUUGUCGGUGCCCAGCACUGCGUACGAACGUGAAGUGCAACGACUAAAAUUGGCGAUUCAACAGACAAACGAGAAUCGUGACCUACCUGCUAGUAAACGUAAGAAAGAGUUGGAUCGUUGUACGGCACUAAUGGAUAAGCUUCUGGAAGAAGAGAAGAAGCAAAAAGAUCACAAUGAACGUAUCAUGGCAAGAUUGACGCAAGAAAAGGACGGCUGGUUUCUUUGUCGAGCUGCCAAAUUAGCAAAGACGGAAACAAUCACGCAGUUCUUACAACUGUGUCUGUUUCCUCGCUGCGUUUUUACCGCUAUCGAUGCCUUAUUUUGCGCCCGCUUUGUACAGCUUAUGCACAAUUUGAAAACUCCCAAUUUUUCAACUCUGAUUUGCUACGAUCGCAUUUUUUGUGAUAUCACAUACACAGUGACCUCCUGUACAGAGAACGAAGCAAAUCGUUAUGGUCGUUUCUUGUGUGCCAUGCUUGAGACAGUAAUGCAUUGGCACUCCAGCAAAAUAUUUGACGAAGAAUGUGCCAACUACCCAGGAUUCGUCACCAAAUUCCGUGUUGGCAAUCAGCCCUCUGAAACAAAUGAUCACGUUGACUUUGAAAACUAUCGACACGUCGUUCACAAAUGGCAUCAUAAAAUUGCCAAGGCACUGGUUGUUUGUCUUGAAUCGAAAGAUUACGUCCAAAUUCGUAAUGCACUGAUCGUGCUGAUACGCAUCUUGCCAUUCUUCCCGGUGAUUACACCUCUAGGAUCGGUGAUUGAUCGGCAUGUUGAAUCGGUGCGCAAUGAGCAAAAGGACAAAAGACAAGAUUUGUCAGCAAUGGCGAUUUCCUACAGCGGGCAGUUGAAGAAUAAAAAAGCAUCAAUGAUUCCGGAAUACGACUUCCAUCUUGUGAACAGGAAACCUGUUACCAAAACGGCUCCCCAAAGUGCUCAUCCACCUGCUGGAACCACAAAUGCGGUUACACAACCCGAAAAUGGAGUUUCGAAACAUGAUGGAGUAAAUGGAGUGGAUAAAACGUCGACCAACCCACAGGACACUCCUUCCUCUACCCAAAGCGAAUCCCAAUCGAGUACCCCUGUGACCGCCGGCAUCAACAAGGAGAUGAAAAAGGAACUUCGAGAGACGAAUAAAGUGAAAGAAAAAGAAAAGGACAGGCACAAAGAUGUGAUUGAGAAGAGAGAGGAAACCAGCGACCGAAGCAGAGAGAAGAGGACCAAAGAACGCAAAGAAGAUAGAGAAGAUAGGCCACAUUCGGGCAAGGUUGAUCGUGAGGAUGAAUGGACGGAGCGUGACAGAGAAAGUUACAACGGAUCUAACGUUGAAGCUACCGAUCCCGACCGAGUAGAUACCAAACGCCGGAAGACGGAUGCUAAUUUAACCACCAAGAGUCGACCUUCUUCUCCUGAACGGGAACGCCGCCUAGAAAAGGCCGAGCGCAAGGAACGACGUAAUGUUCAAGAAACGGAAGAAGAACGUCGUGAAAGAAAAGGCGAACGUAAAAGAGAUCGACUGCUGGAGGAUGCUUUAAUGGAUGUGAAACGUCGCAAAGAGGAUGAACGAGAAAAAGUGCGAUCUCCACGACACGGAAACGGAAGUCCCUCGGAUGGAAACGGGGACAGAAGAGGACACAACAGGGAAUCGCCUCUUUCACGCGAAGCUUCGGAUCGAUCAUUUGAACGCGCAGAUAGACCAGAACGAGCCCGUCGUUCCACGGACAGUAAACGAAGAUGAGAAACGAGAAGUUAAAAACUGAAGCGUCUGCUCAUUUUUUUCAUUUAAAUUCUGUUUUUAGGGAAUUGAAUUUGUCAUGUUAGAUUCUUUCUUUAUUGAUUUCCUUGAGGCCUAGACAAUACAAUUCAUUUCAUCGUA
Messenger RNA from Daphnia magna, 4837 nucleotides. It is a transcript of the gene tho2, whose product is annotated as THO complex subunit 2. Gene Ontology annotation, molecular function: mRNA binding. NCBI's taxonomy places the organism in Eukaryota, Metazoa, Arthropoda, Branchiopoda, Diplostraca, Daphniidae. The record is from RefSeq and is a predicted model, not a curated record. Gene Ontology annotation, cellular component: THO complex part of transcription export complex. Gene Ontology annotation, biological process: mRNA export from nucleus; mRNA processing.